CGACAGACACCGCUUCCUCGUUUGUAGAAAUUGAAACCUUGCACUCUGUGAACACCAGUUAGUUGGGUAUGCUGCUAUUUCACGGGUAUAUAUUUUUAUACAAUAUAUUGUCGCUUUUAAGUCCGUUGAUGUUAGGUAGCUGCUCUCUACUCCGUUUUACACAUUUUAUUAACUAAUUAAUCGUUAACAUGGCAUGCGGCGUGUCGUGUUGAAAGGGCUGCUGCGGGCCAAGGUGCUUUGAUGCCCAGUAAACUAACAUGGACCUGUCCGAGACCAUAGCGCACAUGAACGGAAGACAGAGGAAGCCCGCGGUUGGGACCAUGGACAUGAGCGUCCAGGGAGUCGACCCACCGGAUGCGGGAGUGGCGGACGAGGAGGGGGCUCUCUUGCGAGUGUCGGACAGCGAGGACAUGCGGCUGAGAGCGCGGGUCGAUGUGCGUGGUGAACUGGGCAGCGUGUCGCUGCUGCUCUUCCUCUACAUCCUGCAGGGCGUCCCCCUGGGCCUCGCCGGCAGCAUCCCUUUGAUCAUGCAGAGUAAGAACGUCAGCUACAAAGAUCAGGCCUACUUCAGCUUCGUCUUCUGGCCCUUCAGCCUGAAGCUGCUCUGGGCGCCGCUGGUGGACUCGCUGUACGUGCGGCGCUUCGGCCGCAGGAAGUCAUGGCUCGUGCCCACCCAGUACCUGCUGGGGCUCUUCAUGCUGGGGCUCUCCUUUACCGCGGACUCCCUGCUGCGGACCGACGGGCAGAAGGGGCCUGACGUGGUCACCCUCACCGCCGUCUUCUUCCUUCUGGCAUUCCUGGCCGCCACACAGGACAUUGCGGUGGACGGCUGGGCGCUGACCAUGCUGUCCCGAGGGAACGUGGGGUAUGCCUCCACGUGUAACUCUGUGGGCCAGACGGCCGGUUACUUCCUGGGGAAUGUGCUGUUCCUGUCCCUGGAGUCGGCUGACUUCUGCAAUAAGUACCUGAGGUUUGAGCCUCAGGAGCAGGGUAUCGUCACACUGUCAGACUUCCUGUUUUUCUGGGGGAUCAUAUUCAUGGUGUCUACCACCUUGGUGGCCUUCAUAAAGAAGGAGAAUGGUGCACCGCAUCGCUCCAAGAGGAGACCAAAAGAGGAGACUCAGGGCGUCAUGGAGACCUACCGGCUCCUGUUCCAAAUCAUCAAGAUGCCCACCGUUUUCACCUUCUGCUGCCUGCUCCUCACAUCAAAGAUUGGGUUCUCUGCAGCUGACGCGGUGACGGGGUUGAAGCUGGUGGAGGCGGGCGUGCCCAAGGCGGAGCUGGCGCUGCUGGCCGUGCCCAUGGUCCCGCUGCAGAUUCUCUUGCCACUGGUGAUCAGCAAGUACACAGCGGGACCGCGGCCGCUCGACGUCUUCUACAAGGCCUUCCCUUUCAGGUUGCUGAUUGGUCUGGAGUAUGCACUACUGGUGUGGUGGACUCCCAGUGUUGGGCACAAGGAAGGCUUCCCUGUGUAUUAUUACGCUGUGGUGUUGCUCAGCUAUGCUGUGCAUCAGGUGGCAGUGUACAGCAUGUAUGUGGCUUGCAUGGCUUUCCAUGCUAAGGUGAGUGACCCUGUGAUAGGGGGCACUUACAUGACGCUCCUCAACACGGUGACUAAUCUUGGUGGGAACUGGCCCUCCACCCUGGCCUUGUGGCUGGUCGACCCCCUCACCCAAAAACAGUGCCAGGGAGCGCCGGGCCAGAUCUGCAGCUCAGCCGAGGAAGCAGGGUUGUGUGUCAAAGAAGGCGGCGUGUGUGUGACUGCUCUGGACGGUUACUACGUGGAGUCGUUGGUGUGUGUGCUGAUAGGCCUGUGCUGGUGGAUCUUCUUCGGGAAGAAGAUGAAACGGUUGCAGGAGGAGAGCCCGUCAUCUUGGCACUGCCGCAGCUGCAAAUAACAAGAACACCAGAGGGUGACAUUGGCCCAGUGUCUUGGACCCCUUAAAGGAAUCAUUUAAACACUAAUGUUGCUAACAGUAUGUGAGAACCCAUUGGGGACCGUUUAGCAUAAUCUCAUCUGCAUUCCUCUAAAACGACCUAAUGCGUUUCACUUCUUAUUAGCGUUAGCGUUUUUCAAUGAUCUCUCCCACACACUUCUCUUUCUCCUUUGUGGACACACAAAGCCUUGCCUUGCUUUUACUCGAGUCCUCAUUCUUGUAAUGGCUUUUUUUCAGACUUCAGUCAAGCUAUUGCUGGACUGAAGACCCUGAAAAAAGAUGAAUGUUUAACCUUUUGGGGGUUUAAACAGUGCGAUUUUCUGUACUGCUAAGUCCAUAGGCUGACUGCUCUCCUGCUGUUUCUCCGAGUUUAAAAUGGGGUCAAAAAGCUGUACUGUAAUGCAUAUUGUAAGCCAUACCUGAAUGUAGGUAUUUACUGCUUCUAAGGUUCAGCAUUGUACUUGGUCGUCUCUGUUCUGUUAUGCCAAAUAUUAUUUAAUCAGGCUUUUUUUAAAUUUUACUUGAGUUCCUCAUCCUUUGUGGAGUUGUUCCCCCCCCCCCCCAAAUGAAGAGCGCCAGUAAUUAUUGAUUCAGAAUGGUUACCUCUGCAAGACUGUCAACUUGUAGCUCAGCAUAAUUUGUCUUAAUUUGAUGCAUUUUUUUCUUUGAAUUGAAGGAAAAAAAAACCCAAAACUUUUUUUUUUUUUAAAAAGAUAGUACAUUAAUUUUGUAUUCACAUUACAUACUGCUCUAUCCUUUCUUGCUGCUAAAAAUGUGAUUAUUUUGAUGUCCAUUUGUGAAUUUACAUGAAGGAUUUGACCCACAUCAAACAUCCUACUUCAAGUAGUUUUCAUAUGUAAUGCUUAUUUUUCUUAGAGUAGCAGGAGUCGUGAAUAAUCAUAACUUAUCCGGCUUAGCCGAAAUGAGAAGGUGGUGUGCUCGAUACACCUGCAGCCACACCCGGCCUGUGGUGUAAAGCUUCUUCAAAAUAAUGCUUCCCUGAAAACACCCCUGCAGAUAAAUCCACAUUAAAGCUGACGGAGGCCCAUAGCCUUAUUCAAGUAACAUUAUGUGAAGUGGCUCACAUUCAAGAAUGUGUUCAUUUAUAGUGUUUAGGGUGAUGAGCUGAGAGGGUGUGUACUCGCACCUUCUGUUCUCAUAGUAUCAGACUAGCAUAGCAUAUCUGUGUGUGUGACUGAAUUCCCCAUACCUGCUACCACUGAUGUCGUUAAGGAAAGAAACAUCUGUGUUUUCUGUCAGUGUCCAAUGAAUCAUGGUCAGUAUGGUUCCCCCCCUAUUUAUAUGACCUGUUUUAGUGAUGGUGUUCAGUGUGUGAACUUUUACAUUAUCUGAUAUUAUAGUAAGUCACCAGCAUUUGGAAGAGUAAACACAGGGUAAUUGUAUCUCACCUGUUAACUGGUUAAGUUAAUCACUUGAUUUAUGUUUAGGAUCCUUUUGAAAUGUUUUUCUUCAUGUUAAUGCUUUUUUUUUUUUGGUGGCAUUAAAGGAUAUUUGGAAUAUUUUCCAAGGUA
This is a messenger RNA of Electrophorus electricus (electric eel), 3469 nucleotides long. It is a transcript of the gene slc33a1, whose product is annotated as solute carrier family 33 member 1. Gene Ontology annotation, biological process: acetyl-CoA transmembrane transport. Gene Ontology annotation, cellular component: membrane. Gene Ontology annotation, molecular function: acetyl-CoA transmembrane transporter activity. The record is from RefSeq and is a predicted model, not a curated record. Lineage: Eukaryota; Metazoa; Chordata; Actinopteri; Gymnotiformes; Gymnotidae.